This is a messenger RNA of Mytilus trossulus (common blue mussel), 3108 nucleotides long. RefSeq names its product ankyrin repeat and KH domain-containing protein 1-like. NCBI's taxonomy places the organism in Eukaryota, Metazoa, Mollusca, Bivalvia, Mytilida, Mytilidae. Gene Ontology annotation, molecular function: protein binding. Gene Ontology annotation, biological process: protein localization to ciliary inversin compartment. Gene Ontology annotation, cellular component: ciliary inversin compartment. The record is from RefSeq and is a predicted model, not a curated record. The transcript has 2 exons. The coding region runs from base 1 to 3108 and encodes 1035 amino acids.
AUGAAUAGAGAUAUCGAUAAACCUAAUAAUGAGGGAAAGACACCACUUAUGGACGCGUGUGAUAAAGGACAUCUGUCAGUAGUUAGCCGCCUUAUUGAGAGAGGGGCCGACAUUAACAUUACCGACAACGAUGGAGACACAGCAUUUAAAUGGUCUUGUUUAGGUGGUAACAUUGAUAUGGUAAACUUUCUUAUAAAUCAAGGUUGUGAUAUAAAUAAACCUAAUAAUGAGGGAAAGACAUCACUUAUGGACGCGUGUGAUAAAGGACAUCUGUCAGUAGUUAAUUGUCUAAUUGAGAAAGGUGUCGACAUUUAUAUUACUGACAAGGACGGAGACACAGCAUUUAAAUGGUCUUGUUUAGGUGGUAACAUUUAUGUGGUAGACUUUUUUAUAAAUAAAGGUUGUGAUAUACAUCAACCUAAUAAUAAGGGAAAGACACCACUGAUGGACGCGUGUGAUAAAGGGCAUCUGUCAGUAGUUAACCUCCUGAUUGAGAGAGGUGCCGACAUUAAUAUUACUGACAACGAUGGCGACACAGCAUUUGCAUGGUCUUGUAUAGGUGGUAACAUUGAUUUGGUAGACUUUCUUAUAAAUAAAGGUUGUGAUAUAAAUAGACCUAAUAAUGAGGGAAAGACACCACUUAUGGACGCGUGUGAUAAUGGACAUCUGUCAGUAGUUAGCCGCCUUAUUGAGAGAGGGGCCGACAUUAACAUAACCGACAACGAUGGAGACAUAGCAUUUAAAUGGUCUUGUUUAUGUGGUAACAUUGAUAUGGUAGACUUUUUUAUAAAUCAAGGUUGUGAUAUAAAUAAACCUAAUAAUAAGGGAAAGACACCACUGAUGGACGCGUGUGAUAAAGGACAUCUGUCAGUAGUUAACCUCCUGAUUGAGAUAGGUGCCGACAUUAAUAUUACUGACAACGAUGGCGACACAGCAUUUGCAUGGUCUUGUAUAGGUGGUAACAUUGAUUUGGUAGACUUUCUUAUAAAUAAAGGUUGUGAUAUAAAUAGACCUAAUAAUGAGGGAAAGACACCACUUAUGGACGCGUGUGAUAAAGGACAUCUGUCAGUAGUUAAUCGUCUAAUUGAGAAAGGUGCCGACAUUUAUAUUACUGACAACGAUGGCGACACAGCAUUUGCAUGGUCUUGUAUAGGUGGUAACAUUGAUUUGGUAGACUUUCUUAUAGAUAAAGGUUGUGAUAUACAUAAAUCUAGUGAUAAUGGGAUGACACCAUUAAUGUACGCGUGUCAUAAAGGACAUCUGUCAGUAGUUAAUCGUCUAAUUGAGAAAGGUGCCAACAUUAAUAUUACUGACAAGGACGGAGACACAGCAUUUAAAUGGUCUUGUUUAGGUGGUAACAUUAAUGUGGUAGACUUUCUAAUAAAUAAAGGUUGUGAUAUAAAUAGACCUAAUAAUGAGGGAAAGACACCACUUAUGGACGCGUGUGAUAAAGGACAUCUGUCAGUAGUUAGCCGCCUUAUUGAGAGAGGGGCCGACAUUAACAUUACCGACAACGAUGGAGACACAGCAUUUAAAUGGUCUUGUUUAGGUGGUAACAUUAAUGUGGUAGACUUUCUUAUAAAUAAAGGUUGUGAUAUAAAUAGACCUAAUAAUGAGGGAAAGACACCACUUAUGGACGCGUGUGAUAAAGGACAUCUGUCAGUAGUUAAUCGUCUAAUUGAGAAAGGUGCCGACAUUUAUAUUACUGACAAAGACGGAGACACAGCAUUUAAAUGGUCUUGUUUAGGUGGAUUUCAUGCACAUAACUCAAACGAAUCCUCUCUGGUUGAUGCUUGUGAAAAAGGACAUAUCUCCAAAGUAAAACAUUUUAUAAGGAAAGGUGCUGACGUUAACAUUACCGACACGUAUGGAAACACUCCAUUUGCAUUGGCCUGUGCAACUGAUAACAUUGAUAUUGCAAACCUACUGAUAGAUAAAGGUAGUGAUAUACACAAACCUGACAAAAAUGGGGAGAUACCUCUCAUGCUUGCUUGUCGGAGAGGAUCUCUGUCAGUAGUCAAACGUCUUAUUGAUAGAAGUGCUGACAUAACCAUUACUGAUGAUGACGGAUAUACGCCUUUUUUGUUGUCCUGUAAAUAUAAUUACAAUAAAAUUGCUAAUCUACUGAUAGAUAAAGGUUGUGAUAUACAAAAAGUUGACAAAAAUGGGAAAACACCUAUAAUGUUUGCUUGUCAAAGAGGAGCUAUAUCUAUAGUUAAACGUCUUAUUCAGAGAGGAGCUGAAACUAUCAUUACAGACAAUGACGGAGACACUCCAUUUUCAUUGUCUUGCAGUAAAGGUUAUAAAAAAAUUGCUAAUCUUCUGAUAGAUAAAGGUUGUAUUAUACUUAAACCAGACAAAAAUGGGAAGACACCUCUCAUGCUUGCUUGUUGGAGAGGACAUCUAUCAGUAGUGAAACGUCUUAUUCGGAGAGGUGCUAAAAUUAACAAAACUGAUAAUGACGGAGACACGCCAUUUACGUUGUCCUGUGGAUAUGGUUAUAGUGAAAUUGCUGAUCUACUGAUAGAUAAAGAUUGUGAUAUUCAUAAACUUGACAAAAAUGGGAAGACACCUCUCAUGCUUGCUUGUCGAAGCGGACAUACGUCAGUAGUAAAACAUCUUAUUGAUAAAGGUGCUGACAUCAACCUUACUGACAAUGACGGAGACACUCCCUUUGUAUUGUCUUGUGAAUACAAUUACAAUAAAAUUGCUAAUCUACUGAUAGCUCAAGGUUGUGAUAUACAUAAACUUGACAAAAACGGUAUGACACCUAUAAUGCUUGCUUGUCGUAGAGGAAAUUUGUCAAUAGUAAAACUUCUUAUUAGUAGAGGUGCUGACAUCAACAUUACAGACAUUGACGGAGAAACACCGUUUUCAUUGUCCUGUGGAUAUGGUUAUAGUGAAAUUGCUGUUCUACUAAUAGAUAAAGGUUGUGAUUUACAUAAUCCCGACAAAAAUGGGAAGACACCUAUAAUGCUUGCUUGUCGUAAAGGAUAUCUAUCAGUAGUUAAACGUCUUAUAAAGAGAGGUGCUGGUAUUAACACUAGCGACAACAAAGGAAACACACCAUUGGCAUUGUCCCGUUAUAUUAAAAUUACUGAUAGAUAA